This is a messenger RNA of Enterobius vermicularis (human pinworm), 501 nucleotides long. The record is from the annotation of a GenBank genome assembly. NCBI's taxonomy places the organism in Eukaryota, Metazoa, Nematoda, Chromadorea, Rhabditida, Oxyuridae.
CUGUCAAUAUGUAUCGGUUUUUGUGCCUGUUGCUACGGCUCUUUAGCCCUUAUAUUUACUGUGCUUACGCUGGUAUCAACUUUCCUCUCUGCAAUCGCUAUUGGCCUAUUCUUCUUCUACUCACAUCGUGCUGACAACCGUUUCAUCAAAGGCAUCGUUGGAACUUAUGAACAGCGUGUCGGUUUAGCGUUCUAUCUGCAAAUGGUUGCUUGUCUCUUUCAUUUCUUAGCAUUUUUGGUAUCAUUACUAUUUUCAUUUUUUGCUUUAACGCGUAAAGGCGAAAUCAGCGAUCGGUAUAGUAUCAAUAAAAGUUCCAAAACUAAUAUUACAAAUGUUGGAAGGUCAAUGGAUUUUAUGCCACAUAAUAUGUACCAACAAAAUUUAACAAAUUCUAAUUACGAAAAAACUGUUGCUGAAAGUAUGCCGGAAUUGGGUAUAACACAUUCAUCCAGCGAUAUCGUUACGGAACGGGUUCGACGGAAAAGUGAAACAUGUGUUUAG